UGUUUUAGCUAAUGGAAUAAGUUGUUGGUAUUUGAAAUGCAUGAGAAACUGUGCUUUGGUUUCCUAUAUAUUCUAAGCCUCCGAACGCAUUGCUAUAUGAACAAAGGUCUCUGGAAUUCUUGGCUUCACAACUUUACCAAAGGAAAAAAAAGUAAAGAGAGGUAAUAAUAUAGGCCAAUGGGAUUUCUAAAUAUCUUCAUUGUAGCACUGAUGCCCGUUCUUAAGGUAAUAUUGAUGACUGGGAUUGGCUUCUUCAUUGCUUUGGAUCGCAUAAAGCUCUUGGGGCCUGAAGCAAACCACCAUCUGAACAAUAUUGUAUUCUAUGUGUUAAGUCCUGCAAUUGCCGCCUCCAGCUUAGCUGAAUCGAUCACUUUCCAAAGUUUCAUUACAUUGUGGUUCAUGCCAUUGAAUAUUCUGCUCACAUUCGUCUUCGGUUCAAUACUGGCUUGGCUUCUCAUCAAAAUCACUAAAACUCCUAAACAUUUUCGGGGCAUUGUCAUUGGUUGCUGUUCUGCCGGAAAUCUAGGGAAUCUGCCUUUGAUUAUGGUUCCAGCAGUGUGCGAGGAGCCAAAUAAUCCAUUUGGAGAUCCAUCUGUUUGUUCCUUACUUGCUAGGCCAUAUGCUUCACUAUCUUUAGCGAUGGGAGGGAUAUUAAUAUGGUCAUACGUGUUUGGUAUGAUGCGGCUGUAUACAAAUGAAGGCACUGAAAAUGAGACCCCUUCUGAAACAGUUGCAGUGAGUUCCACUGAAUUAGCUGUUCUUCCUUCAACCAAUGCCCAUACCAUUUCAAUGCAUCCUACCCCUUCCGAUGCCAAAAUCAUAAAGAUGUCAGCUUGGAAGAAAAUAAUGCAGCAGAUGAAGAUCAUUUCCAAAAAGGUUGACCUAAAGAAAGUAUUUGCACCUACAGCAGUAGCUGCGAUUGUUGGGUUUAUAAUCGGGAUAGUGUCUCCAAUCCGAAAACUAAUGAUUGGAAACAGAGCUCCACUUCGUGUAAUUGACAGCACUGCAUAUAUGUUCGGGGAGGCAGCAAUUCCAUGUAUGACCUUGAUAAUGGGAGCAAACCUUUUGAGAGGUCUAAAAGGAUCGGAGGUGAGUCGAAGUGUGAUAAUAGGGAUAAUAGCAGUGAGGAGCAUAUUGUUGCCGGCGUUGGGGAUCGGUGUGGUUAUGGCUGCUCGCAAUUGGGGGUUGAUUGCAUCAGAGAAUAAGUUAUAUCAAUUCGUUCUUAUGCUUCAAUUUGCUGUUCCACCUGCAAUGGCAGUAGGUACCAUGACACAAUUUUUUCAGCUGGGUCAAUGUGAAACAUCAGUGAUAAUGCUUUGGACUUAUGUAGUAGCAGCACUCUCCCUCACACUUUGGUCUACCUUCUUCAUGUGGAUUCUGGCUUAACUAGUAUUUGUUAGCACAAAAAAAAGGAAAAAGGGUUAACUUUCCUAAAUGGGGUAGAAUAUUUCUAGCUUUGUGUAUGUCAAGGUUUUGAUGUAUAGGAUAUUAGAAGUUGGAUGUUAACUAAAUUUGAUGUAACGGAAAUUGAAGAGUUUUGAUCAUAUAUAUAUAUAUAACUUAUAUUUUGUUGUUCA
Molecule: messenger RNA, 1577 nt
Organism: Gossypium raimondii (Peruvian cotton)
Lineage: Eukaryota; Viridiplantae; Streptophyta; Magnoliopsida; Malvales; Malvaceae
Product: protein PIN-LIKES 3
Exons: 11
Coding region: 178-1386 (402 amino acids)
Biological process (GO): endoplasmic reticulum to cytosol auxin transport
Cellular component (GO): membrane
Source: RefSeq, a predicted model, not a curated record